This is a messenger RNA of Carassius auratus (goldfish), 2551 nucleotides long. RefSeq names its product homeobox protein unc-4 homolog. Gene Ontology annotation, molecular function: DNA-binding transcription factor activity, RNA polymerase II-specific; sequence-specific double-stranded DNA binding. Gene Ontology annotation, biological process: regulation of DNA-templated transcription. The transcript has 4 exons. The record is from RefSeq and is a predicted model, not a curated record. Lineage: Eukaryota; Metazoa; Chordata; Actinopteri; Cypriniformes; Cyprinidae. Bases 762 to 2213 code for a protein of 483 amino acids.
AGCAUAAUAAACGAAUAUUGUUUCAGAGGUGUAUCAACUGUUGUAAGUUAAAGCAAGCGUGAUAUUACACACAAUGACCACAAAUAAACCGUGCACAAUUUGUAUAUCAGCUGUUUAAAUGACAUUAAUUACACCGGAGUGCUAUGGCUGGGGAAAUAUAUCUAAUUUUCAGUUAAAUGUCGAGUGCCUUCUAAUUAGCUAUUAAUGUAAUUAAAAGUUCAUUUAUUCCUCCAGCGUUACCAGACGAGUAGGUUCACAUCAUUCUCACUCAUCUUAUUUGUGAAAGCAAUUGUGUUGCGCGUCUGGUUGUGGUUCGGAAUGAAAUUUGCCAGCUCUGUUUGACGGAUAUCUUCGGCUCGACUUUUGAAAGGUUGCCCAGGAGUCGCCGCGUAAAUAAACAGGUUAGAUAGUGGGUUGGUCAGUUUGUCAACAGUGCACGAGGAGUCUUACACAUGGCCACAUUUCGAUACGGGUGUGUGUUUGUUUCCCCCCGGCUUCUUUUCUGUUUUUCUGUUUGUUUGUGUGUGCAAAAGAUUUGAAACGAAUAGACUAGAGGGACAUAGCCUCAAACGGUGAUGAAUCCUCCGCUCUGUGUGUGGCUGCAGUCCGAGAGCCGAAGCUAAUUAUUGGAAGCUCCGUGUUGAUAAAGAACAGCUCAUCCUACUCUCCACAUCAUGUCCCCUCCUCGCUGGCCACUCUCGCUGCAUGUUGUUUAAAUUCACAUCACCAACCACCAGACGUCGUUUCCUUUUCCCUGGGAGAUGAUGGACAGCAGGAUACUGGAUCCACCUCAUGCCCAGUUCGGAGGCUCGCUCGGUGGGAUGGUGAGCUUCCCGUACCAUCUAAGCCACCAUCAUGUAUACGAAUUAGCCGGUCAUCAACUUCAAUCUACGGCCGCGGUUCCUUUCUCAAUAGACGGAUUACUUAACGGCUCCUGCACGGCUUCUGUGGUGAAUUCUAACCAUCUCUUGUCGUCUGGCUGCGGAAUGAAUGGAGAUAACCAACAGUACAAGCUGACAGAUUCGGGUGAUCCAGACAAGGAUAGCCCGGGUUGUAAAAGAAGACGAACUCGUACCAAUUUCACCGGCUGGCAGCUGGAAGAAUUAGAGAAGGCUUUUAAUGAAAGUCACUAUCCAGAUGUGUUCAUGAGGGAAGCACUUGCUCUGAGAUUGGAUUUGAUAGAAUCGAGAGUGCAGGUUUGGUUUCAAAACCGAAGAGCAAAAUGGAGAAAAAAGGAAAACACGAAGAAGGGGCCUGGGCGACCUGCACACAACUCCCAUCCGACGACCUGCAGUGGCGAGCCAAUGGACCCUGAGGAAAUUGCGCGCAGAGAACUAGAGAGGCUGGAGAAAAAGAAAAGGAAACAAGAAAGAAGGCUUUUAAAAUCGCAGAACAAACUCAUUUCCGGGGACUUAUUUCACACCCCAGGAUCUGACAGUGACAGUGGCUUGUCACAAGUAACGGACAAUGAGCAAAGCCUCCAUUGCGACAUGGGCCGAAACCAAACGCAACCAAGCUGUGACCAAACACCACAGAAACUCCAGAACCAAAGAACCGCGGACCAAGACGCAAGCGGAUCCGAGCUGGACUCGUCCGACAGCGGUCAGCAGUCAAACCUGUGCUCCAACAGUAGGUCUUCCACUCUUCAAAAACUCAAUCCAUUCAGUGUGGAAAGCCUUCUGUCGGACUCCAGGCCGAGGCGCAAGUCGCAUAUGGACUUCCCAGUAUCUGCUCCACGGCCUUUGAUAGGGAAAGGACAUUUUUUACUGUACCCAAUUUCACAACCUCUCGGUUUCAUUGUUCCACAGACUGCUUUGAAGAGCACAGCACCAGGCCCUGAUUCUGAAUAUGGCCAGAAAGGGCCAGCUGCUGACAGUACCUUUGCUGGAAUCCUAGGACACAGGAACGCCAAGGAGAACAACAGUGUAAACAACAGCGGCGCGCGAGCAAUCAAAGGCCAGGUCAGUCCGUCGGGCAACAUAACGUGUUCAGCACAGAGCACUUCACCACAGACUAUUAAUGGUCACUCGGCGUCGGCGGGCAGCUGUAACGAAAGAUGCCCACAUGAUAUAGAGUUAAACCCAGUCGAUCCAAAGUCUCCACAUUCAGAGAAAAAGGAGCAGUCGUUACCUGACUAUCUACCACAAAAUUCAGAAUCAGCGACAAGCAACAAGGACACCGACAAAGACUCAGUUGACGUCGAUAUGGAAUAAAUGAAAUCGUAGUAGAAGCUGAGGUGCGUGUCGAUAUGGCACGCGCGCACGCAGAUUAAACGAGGAGGAAAAAAGUCGACAUAUCGAAACGUAUCGUUUUCAUUGACAUUUAUAUUCUGAUUAGGGGAAAUAUCUGUGUGAAAAAAUGUGUGUGUGUGGUGGGCUAUCAGAUGUUUAUUGAACAAAUAGCAGCAGCUCCCUGUAUAAGAAAUUGUAAAAGGGCAAAAAAAAAAAAAAAAAAAAAAAGGCCAAGACAAAACCUCAGAAGUUGUACAAAGCAUUAAGAUAUUUAUAUAUGUAAGUUUUUUUUCAUAAAUAAAUCGAUUGUAUACAACAAA